Theileria parva strain Muguga is the source of this 1008-nucleotide messenger RNA. RefSeq lists its product as hypothetical. Gene Ontology annotation, molecular function: methyltransferase activity. The transcript has 8 exons. The coding region runs from base 1 to 1008 and encodes 335 amino acids. NCBI's taxonomy places the organism in Eukaryota, Apicomplexa, Aconoidasida, Piroplasmida, Theileriidae. Gene Ontology annotation, biological process: rRNA methylation. The record is from RefSeq and is a predicted model, not a curated record.
AUGCUAAUUAUAUUAUAUACAUUAAGUUCACUCGCACAUUGCUUUAUUAUUUCUAAUAUUACUAAAACUAUUCCAUUCUACAGGAGUAAUAGUAGGCUGAAUGUUUUCAUCGAUGCUGAUGACAACGAUGAGUUUUUCGAUCACGAUGAAGUAAUUGAGGAGAAACCUCCAAAAUUUAUGAAAAAUAAGCUAAAUCAUGCUCAAAAACUCCAUAUCAGCAGACCAAUAAAUAAGAGUGUUAAAACGAGAUAUAAAUUACAACAAUUCCCCAAGAAACAAGGAGUUACCAAAGAUGGAGCUUAUAAGUUCUGCUCGAAUUUACGGAUUUGCGGUGGAUCAAUUCGAGGGAGGAAGUUAUGUAUUCCUCCAAUAUACGUGCGACCAGCUAUGGCCAAGGUUAAAAUAAGUGUAUUCAACUACUUGAACAGUUUAAGUAUGUUCUCGAUAGAUAAGGAAACUAAUGUGAUUGACUUGUACUGUGGCACUGGCUCCUUGGGAUUAGAAUCGUUAUCUUACGGCGCUUCAAAGUGUACUUUUGUUGACACUUCCUUAAAAUGCCUUAAAGCCGUGAGUUUGAAUUCUGAAAAAUGCAAUUAUGAAGAUAAAUGCCGGCUUAUAAGAUGUGAUUCUAUGGAAUUGAUAAGUAGUCCACACUUGUACAACAUUAACGAAAAGUUUGAUUUAAUGUUUGUAUCCCCUCCUUAUGAAGAAGUGGUUUACUCCGAAAUACUUGAGUAUAUAAGUAACUGUAACAUAUUAAACAAGGAUGCGAUUGUGAUUGUGGAAUACCCUAAGGAACUUCUAGCCCUUGCUCACACUAUUAAUGAUAAGUUAUUUGGUUUAAAGAAUAAAAAAUACGGGAGAACAGUUAUCGCAAUUUACGUAUAUAACCCUUCAAGUAAUAAGCAGCCCCUAAUAGCAAAAGCCGUGGAAGAGUUUUCCACGGAUCCUAAAAAGAAGAAGAGAGUGGCUGUUGAAGAUAAUGUGUUAGUAAUGUAUAAUACAUGA